Messenger RNA from Trichophyton benhamiae CBS 112371, 1758 nucleotides. RefSeq lists its product as uncharacterized. The transcript is spliced from 3 exons. NCBI's taxonomy places the organism in Eukaryota, Fungi, Ascomycota, Eurotiomycetes, Onygenales, Arthrodermataceae. Gene Ontology annotation, biological process: cAMP catabolic process; cGMP catabolic process; negative regulation of glucose mediated signaling pathway. The record is from RefSeq and is a predicted model, not a curated record. The coding region runs from base 1 to 1758 and encodes 585 amino acids. Gene Ontology annotation, molecular function: 3',5'-cyclic-GMP phosphodiesterase activity; 3',5'-cyclic-AMP phosphodiesterase activity.
AUGCCUCGAGCUCGCGCUCGCAGACCCUCGUCGUCCGGCUCUGGUGCUGGCUCUGGCAGGAUGAUACCGAACGGCAGCGCGGACGGGCAUGUCUUCCAUGUCGUCGUCCUGGAUACCCAGGGAGCAUCGGGCGGACCGCGAGAAGAUACAGCAACGGGCAUGCUCGUCCGAUCCACAGCUACAGACUGGGCCAGGGGCUCUGUCGUGGCCGUCGACGCCGGAACGCUGCUGUCAGCCAUCAUCCGCAUCCUCGAGACCGACUCGCCCUCCGAGCUCGACACAGACUCUUCCCACGCCCGUACGCACCUCCACGGACAGCGGAGGGUGGUCUCCUCGGGGCCCUUCGCCGGCCUGGAGCUGCCGUUUGUCUCCGCUGAGGCAAACGCAGCGUAUAUCUUCCGUGACAUCCUCGCCGCAGUGCUCAUCACACACCCGCAUCUCGACCACGUAUCCGGCCUGGCCAUGAAUACGCCCGCCGUCGAGGCCCAGUCGGGGCCCAAGACGGUCGCGGCGCUGCCCUCGACCAUCGCGGCGUUAAAGAACCAUCUGUUCAACGAUAUCACCUGGCCGAACCUGUCGGAUGAAGACGGCGGUGCCGGACUGAUCACGUACCAGCGGCUGGUGGACGGAGGAAAUCAGCGUCUUGGACGUGGUCCGGCAAAGGGAUAUGUGAGGGCUUGCGACGGGUUGAUGAUCAAAUGUCUCGGUGUGAGCCAUGGGAGGUGUAGGCAGCGGUACAAUCCUGAGACAGAGAAGCAUCAUCGAGCUGAAAGCACAGUGUUUAUGACUGAUCCCGUACUGUUCCCGUCACGGCGGGUUUCGAUCGACGCCUCCUCGUUACGGUCGUAUUCUCCAUCAACUCAAGCGCAGCAACUCUCUCUUAGCACAAACGGGAAGGAUAGCUCGAUAUACGCGACGGUCGAGAGCUCGGCGUUCUUCAUCCGGGAUGAUCUGACGGGCGCCGAAAUUAUUAUCUUCGGAGACAUAGAGCCGGACUCGAUAUCGCUGGAGCCUCGCAACGAGCGAGUCUGGGAAGCAGCUGCUCCGAAAAUCAACGAUGGCUGUCUGCGUGCGAUAUUCAUCGAAUGCUCAUACACCGACGCUGUGGAAGACAGCGCUCUCUACGGCCAUCUAUGUCCUCGCCAUCUGAUUGCGGAACUCGAGGUGCUCGCCGGGAAAGUCCUUGAUUCCCAAAAGCCUCACAAGGGAGACUCAAGAAAGCGGAAACGAGCAUCUUCUUUUACCGGGCUUCCUCCCCCAGCGGCACCGCCAGCAGAGCAGUCCAACGCACCGCUCAGUCCAAAGUCAAAGGAAAACAAAUCGCCGUUUGCCGCUCCUUCAGCUCCCAAGACAAGGUCGGCCACAAUAGCAGAUUCCGCUACAUCACGACAUAACACCCGCCAGUCCGCCGAGAGGGUAGAAUUCCCUACGGCCUACGCUCCCCAGCCACAAGGGAAAAGACAUUCUUAUUCCACUUCUUCUGCCCCCGGAGUCCCUGACCCAAUGGCCAUGGAUACCACGACAGAUUCACCUACAAUCUCAGGCCCUCAAACCCGUUACCGCACAUCAAUAGGCGGAACUGCUCGCCCUCUACCUCUACAGGAUCUAACAGUGUACAUAAUACAUGUCAAAGAUACCCUUACAGACGACGGUCCGCCCCGGGACCAGAUCCUAGCUGAACUACGUCAGUUAGGUGAAGAAGCCGGUUUGGGAUGCGAAUUCCACGCUCCCUUGUCCGGUGAGGGAGUGUUCAUCUAG